UGUACUCUUCAUACUCACACUGUCUCUCUCAGCUGCAGGAUACAUCAACACCACGCAUCAGAAGAGCUGUCAAUGAUCCACACUCGGAUAUGUCGCUCUUAAUCCACUUUGUCACGUUUCUGGCCCUGUGGUGGCCCUGCUGCAGGGCUCAGUUCCCGGAGUUUACAGAUGUGUGCACGGAGGGCAGCUGUUAUCCCGCCACAGGUGACCUGCUGAUCGGCCGCGCGCACAAACUCACCGCCUCCUCCACCUGCGGACUCAAACAUCCCGAGAAAUUCUGCAUCGUCGGACAUCUGGAGGAGGAGAAGAAAUGUUUCACGUGCGACUCGAGCAGGAUGUUCGACGAGGACAGCAAUCAGGACAGCCACACCAUCGAGAACGUGGUCACCACCUUCGCUCACAACCGCCUCAAGACCUGGUGGCAGUCGGAGAACGGUGUGGAGAACGUCACCAUCCAGCUGGACCUCGAGGCCGAGUUUCACUUCACCCAUCUUAUCAUGACCUUCAAGACGUUUCGGCCGGCUGCCAUGAUAAUCGAGCGCUCGAUGGACUUCGGGAAGUCGUGGCAGGUUUAUCGUUACUUCGCCUACGACUGCGAGUCGUCUUUCCCCGGCGUGUCCCCCGGGCCGAUGGUCAAAGUGGACGAGAUCCUCUGCGACUCGCAUUACUCCGACAUCGAGCCGUCCACAGAGGGAGAGCUGAUAUUUCGGGUGUUGGACCCCGCCUUCAGGAUUGAUGACCCUUACAGUCUGAGGAUACAGAACAUGCUGAAGAUCACCAACCUGCGGGUGAAGUUCGUCAAGCUCCACACGCUGGGUGACAACCUGCUCGACUCCCGAGACGAGGUGACGGAGAAGUACUACUACUCCCUCUAUGACAUGGUCGUCCGCGGCAACUGCUUCUGCUACGGCCACGCCUCCGAGUGCGCACCGAUCGACGGAGCCCCGAAGGACGAGGGCAUGGUGCACGGCCGUUGUGUUUGUAAUCACAACACAGAGGGACUAAACUGCGAGCACUGCCAGGACUUCUACCAUGAUUUACCCUGGAGGCCUGCAGAGGGACGAAACACUCAUGCCUGCAAGAAGUGCGAGUGCAACCAUCACUCCACAUCGUGCCACUUCGACAUGGCCAUGUACAAGACGACCGGCAACGUGAGCGGAGGAGUGUGCGACGACUGUCGACACAACACGGUGGGCCGGCAGUGCGAGCAGUGCGCCCCCUUCUACUACCAGCACCCGAACAGAGACCUGCGGGAUCCCAGCGUCUGUGAGCUGUGUAACUGCGACCCCGUCGGGUCCCUGAAGGGCGGUCUGUGCGACUCGAGGACCGACGUUGCAGCCGGGCUGAUCUCAGGUCAGUGUCGGUGCAAAGCCAACGUGGAGGGCGAGCGCUGCAACCACUGCAGACAGGGGUACCACGGGCUGGGACAGGGGGCGCACGGCUGCCUGCCUUGUACCUGUAACCCGCUGGGAACUCUGCAGGGAGGAAACUCCUGUGACUCCAAAACGGGAAGUUGCUUCUGCAAACGUCUCGUUGACGGACAUAACUGCGAUCAGUGCACUCCUCAGCACUGGGGUCUCUCCAACGACAUGGACGGCUGCAGACCGUGUGACUGCGACCAGGGAGGAGCCGUCGACAAUAACUGUGACCCUCACACAGGACAGUGUGUGUGCAGGGAGCACAUGUUUGGUCGGCGCUGCAGUCAGGUCGAGUCCGGCUUUUACUUCAUCGCUCUGGAUCACUACACCUACGAGGCCGAGGACGCCGAGCACGGACCUGGUGUGACGGUGGUACCCAGGCCUUACCCUCUGGAUCGCAGUCCCACCUGGACCGGUAUGGGUUUUGUCAACGUGCCAGAAGGAGCUUACUUAGAGUUCCACAUCAACAACAUCCCAGAGUCCAUGGACUAUGACAUCCUCGUUCGCUAUGAGCCUCAGCUGCCGCAGCAGUGGGAGCAGGUGAACAUCCGAGUUCACCGUCCCGUCUUCAACCCUCCAAACUAUUCAGGUCACUGCAGCAACUCCAUCCAGAGCGAAGACGAGCAGCUCAUCUCUCUGCCGCCUGGAUCCAGACAUGUGCUGCUAGUGAGGUCGGUGUGUUUCGAGAAAGGACUGAACUACACGAUCAGUCUCACUCUGCCUCGCUACUCGUCUGUCAGCGACGUUCAGAGCCCGUACACACUCAUCGACUCUCUGGUGCUGAUUCCUCGGGUCAGGGAGAUGGACAUGUUCCACGGGAGCGACGGCGAGGGAGCGUGGGACACGUUCCAGCGUUACCGCUGUCUGGAGAGCAGCCAGAGCGUCGUCAAAGGCCCCAUGACCGAAAUCUGCAACGACUACAUCUUCAGCGUCUCCGCUCUGCUGCACAAAGGAGCCAUGGCAUGCCAGUGUGACCCUCAGGGCUCCCUCAGCGCCGUGUGCGACCCCAGCGGAGGUCAGUGCCAGUGUCGACCGAACGUCGUGGGCAGGAACUGUGACCACUGCGCUCCGGCUACGUUCCUGUUCAGCCCCGCCGGCUGCAGACCCUGUGGGUGCGACCUCGCGGCCUCCGUCAGCGCCUUCUGUCACGAGGCGACCGGUCAGUGUCAGUGCGCCCCGGGGGCCACGGGGCGUCAGUGCUCCCACUGCCUGCCGGGUUUCUGGGGUUACCCUCAGUGCAGGCCGUGUCAGUGCAACGGACACAGCGAGUUCUGCCACCCGCACACCGGAGCGUGUCAGGGCUGCAGGGACUUCACCACCGGACAACACUGUGAGAGGUACGGCCCGGGGAGGAGGUUGAG
Labrus bergylta (ballan wrasse) is the source of this 2779-nucleotide messenger RNA. The record is from RefSeq and is a predicted model, not a curated record. Lineage: Eukaryota; Metazoa; Chordata; Actinopteri; Labriformes; Labridae.